Alligator sinensis (Chinese alligator) is the source of this 564-nucleotide messenger RNA. RefSeq names its product transmembrane protein 272 (gene TMEM272). The transcript is spliced from 4 exons. Bases 1 to 564 code for a protein of 187 amino acids. NCBI's taxonomy places the organism in Eukaryota, Metazoa, Chordata, Crocodylia, Alligatoridae. The record is from RefSeq and is a predicted model, not a curated record.
AUGGCUGCUGGUCUGGAGAAAGCUUGUCACCGAUGCAUAUCAAAAAUUGCCAGCAAUGCAUGCUUUAUUUUUGGUCUUCUUGCUUUCCUUGCUUUACCAUUGUCCAUGGCUUUUACAGGAAUGAAGUUUUUGGAAGAUUGCCCUAUACAACCACUAAUUCCCUUAUAUCUGUUGGUGGGUGGUGUUGUCGGCAGUUUAAAGGUGACCCUUCUGCUAUAUGACUCCACUAGGAUGAGGCACCUGCUUUCCAAAUCUGUCAUGAUUGAUGAUGACGAUGACGACGAAUACCCAUGGAGGCAGAAUGCUCACAAAUACUACAUCCAUCUUACCCUCAGCCUCUUUCUCUUUAUCUGGUUCAUACUGGGGAACUAUUGGGUGUUUUCUGUUUACCUGCCAAAUUUCAUCCCACCUUUCCACCAGCCCCAGGAUUACUGUGACAAAAUCCUGUACAUUUUUGCAGUUGGUGUUCUCAUUGUUAGCCAUACUGUGCUAGUGCUGCUUAUCUUCUGUAGCUGCUGCAUAUACUGCUUUUCUAGGUGCAGAUAUGCUGCUGAAGAAGACUAA